This is a messenger RNA of Solanum pennellii, 1741 nucleotides long. Its product is annotated as heterogeneous nuclear ribonucleoprotein 1. Gene Ontology annotation, cellular component: nucleoplasm. The record is from RefSeq and is a predicted model, not a curated record. Gene Ontology annotation, molecular function: RNA binding. Bases 199 to 1380 code for a protein of 393 amino acids. The transcript has 6 exons. NCBI's taxonomy places the organism in Eukaryota, Viridiplantae, Streptophyta, Magnoliopsida, Solanales, Solanaceae. Gene Ontology annotation, biological process: regulation of gene expression.
AGACUAUCUUUAAAAGUUAAUCCGAACAUACUCUAAAUCGAACGUUCCCCCAUCAAACUAUCUAGGGUUUUGGUAUAUAAAAGCGCCGACAACGUCCUGUACUAGAUCAGACCGCAUAUUUUCACGGUGAACCUCAGAGCUCCGGUUCCGAUUCAUUGAAAACUUCCUUGAAAAGCACCGACAAACGUCUUCUUCUCGAUGGAGGAACAAAAUGGGACUGUAAAUGGUGUUAAAAUCAAGCUGGAGGAAGAAGAAACUAAUGACGACCUAAGAACUACUCCCGACCAUCAAAACGACGCCGGCGCUUCUCAGCCUCUUACCGGAGAUGGUGCUAGUCCUGGAAAGAUUUUUAUUGGGGGCUUGGCUAGAGAGACAACUUCAGCUCAAUUUGUCAAGCACUUCGGUAAAUAUGGUGAAAUUAUUGAUUCCGUGAUUAUGAAGGAAAGGCGGACAGGACAGCCACGUGGGUUUGGUUUUGUGACUUAUGCUGACCCAUCCGUGGUAGAUAAAGUCAUUGAGGACGACCAUGUUAUAAAUGGAAAGCAAGUGGAAAUCAAGCGAACUAUACCUAGAGGAGGAGGUUCCAGCUCAAAAGAUUUCAAGACAAAGAAGAUUUUUGUGGGCGGCAUCCCAACAACAAUUAGUGAAGAUGAGUUCAGGGACUUCUUUUUAAAGUUUGGAGAGGUGAAAGAGCACCAGAUCAUGCGUGACCAUUCUACUAGUCGUUCUCGUGGCUUUGGAUUCAUCACUUUUGACACAGAAAAAUCUGUCGAGGAUAUCUUGGCUAAUGGAAACAAGCUUGAUUUUUCUGGAACCCAGGUGGAAAUCAAGAAGGCUGAGCCCAAGAGACCUAAUGCGCCACAACCAGCCCCAUUCAGGCGUCAAGGGAAUCCAAGAGCUGCAUUUGGUGGUGGAUUUUCAGAUGCUUAUGGUGGAUAUGGAGACUCUGGUUAUGGUGUUGUUGCUGGUCCUGGUCCUGGUCCUGGUCCUUACAGGUCUGGUGGCCCCUAUGGUGGCAGAUCCAGUGCAUUUGGUGGAUAUAGUGGAGGAGGAAUGGGUGGAUAUGGAGCAUAUGGUGGCGGUGGUGCCUACGGAGGAGGUUUCAGGGAGGAGGCUUCUUUUGGGUAUUCUAGCCGUUAUGGCAGUGGAGCCUUUGGUAGAGGCUACGAUGUUGGUGGUGGAUAUGGAGGAGCAGGUGAAGGUUAUGGAGGAUAUGGUGCUGGUGGCGGUGGAUAUGGUAGUGGAUAUGGUGCCGCUGGUCUUGGCAGUGGGUAUGGAGGAGAUAGUGCCGGAGGUUCAAUGUAUGGAAGCAGUAGAGGAAGCUAUGGUGGUGCUGGUGCUGGUGCUGGUUCAGGCAGAUACCACCCUUAUGGAAGAUAGAAAGUGAAUUGUUGAAGGUGCAAAGCUGAAUUGUUUCUGGCUUGGUGAUUUUAAGCUUAUGACCAGAGAUGUAUACUCAUCAAGCACUUGUUGAGAGCUAAAUCUUGUUUUUUUUUUCUCUUGUCGAAUUUUAAUUGAAAAAAUAUUAGUUCAGUUAAUAUACUGGUGUCUUUGAUAUCGAUUGGUUUAUCAAGGAACACGACUCAUCCAUCUGCAAUCCUCAAGCAACAUUGUCAAAUUGAUGUUCAAUUCUUAUAUGUGCUAGAGGUUUGUAUCUCCUUUUUCUUUUAAUUAGUUUGGACUAAACCAGUAAAUUUAUGGAUUCUAGAGACUGUCUAAAUGAGCAAAUGAUGAUUUUAUA